Messenger RNA from Amoebophrya sp. A120, 552 nucleotides. The record is from the annotation of a GenBank genome assembly. NCBI's taxonomy places the organism in Eukaryota, Dinophyceae, Syndiniales, Amoebophryaceae.
AUGACCACAACAACUCCCGCCACUGCAGCUGGGACCAACAACAACAUCCGGCCGAAACAGCAGCUGUAUCAACCAGGGAGAGCCACCACGUCGACGGCGCCGGCGGAUGGAGCUCCUGUGUACGCUGCAAACAAUCGACCAAGAAGAUCGUCGCGAGGGCGGCGGGUCUCCGGAGUGGCUGCAGCAGGGGGGCAGCAGCAGCUCGCGUCGACAUUCAUCAAUACUCCAGUGAUGUCGGGAGCAGCGCCAGCUGGUGCUGGGCAGCUCGCGUCGACAUUCAUCAAUAUUGAUAUUCCAGUAUCGACGGGAGCAACGCCACCAGCAGGUGGGCAGCUCGCGUCGACAUUUAUUGAUGUACCAGCAUCGAUGGAGGGGCAGGAGGACGAAAUAAACUUGAGCUAAAGUAGUGGAGAAAACUCAUCUUCAUGGCGGGCCGCUGCCGGGAAGAUUUUUCGAUGCAAGACACGAGAUUAUUGAUGCACGGGAGUUCAUCUAGUUGUAGUUCUCCCUCGGCCCACCACCCGAAACGGCUUCUGCUUUCCAUUCUUCUGC